Messenger RNA from Pestalotiopsis fici W106-1, 1008 nucleotides. RefSeq lists its product as uncharacterized. The transcript has a single exon. NCBI's taxonomy places the organism in Eukaryota, Fungi, Ascomycota, Sordariomycetes, Amphisphaeriales, Sporocadaceae. Bases 1 to 1008 code for a protein of 335 amino acids. The record is from RefSeq and is a predicted model, not a curated record.
AUGGACUCCCAGAUUUCCCGGCUCCCUUUGGAGCUCAUUCUGAAUGUGAUGACAUGCUAUCUCCCAUCCAAUCCGACGACUCUAAUCCCCGCCUCUCACCAAGCGACGCAGCUGCUGCUUAGCUUCAGCCUAGUCAAUCACGCAUCACACGAUUUUGCGGUCCGCAGGAUGCAGCAGCACUGCAUCGUCCUUGAUAGCGAUGAUAGACUUCGCCGUUUUUUGCUCUGCUUGGAGUCAUCUCGUGAGUCCAAGCUUGCCGUACCAUCAGUGUUCCACAAUAUCCACGCCAUGUAUUUGGCGCCGUUUGGCUCCGUCAUGGACAACUUGCCCGUUGCUGCUUGGGUUCGAGACCUGUUUGGCUACACGAGCAAUACCCUAAAGAAAUUGAUCGUGGACAUGCCAUUUGACAGUCUGCCACCUUGGAUUGAUCACCUAAAUGUCGGCCCCGUGUUGCUGGAGGGGUUUGAAAGAUUGGAAAACUUGGAGGAGUUUGUCUGCACCCGGAAUGCCGCUCGCCUCAGCAUCCGUGACGAGGGAGGGGAGCCAAAGUCUAUAUUGUACAGAUGGCCGAAGCUCCAACGGCUGGCGCUCAACAGGCCGUCGUGCGACGUGGACUUUUGGGAGAACUUGGCGGACCUUUCACACUUACAUCACGUCGUUCUAACGGGAGCCAUUGGCAACAUUCGUCAGAGCCUGGACUUUAGGGAAGUGUACCUACGACGUGCGAGGACACAAACUGCCCUUACAAUUGUGCUAGCAGAGGUCAGAGAACACACAGUGGUGCUGAAGCCACGUCCGAGGCGCGAGAUCGAUGACCACGAGAAUGAUCGACUGCGACUGGUGGCUUUUAAAAUAGGAAUACCGGAGAGAAAGACAUUUUUGGAUUCAAACUCAGAAUGGUUGAUGGGAACAGCGCUUGCUGGUGAGCUCUGGGAUGAUAGAGGGCAGCAAAUCGUUGACGUGCCUCAACUUGCAGUGCCGCAUCCACAGGUGGCUGAGUUGGAAUGA